Molecule: messenger RNA, 2172 nt
Organism: Aspergillus tanneri
Lineage: Eukaryota; Fungi; Ascomycota; Eurotiomycetes; Eurotiales; Aspergillaceae
Exons: 2
Coding region: 1-2172 (723 amino acids)
Biological process (GO): regulation of transcription by RNA polymerase II
Cellular component (GO): RSC-type complex; nucleus
Molecular function (GO): DNA-binding transcription factor activity, RNA polymerase II-specific; DNA binding
Source: RefSeq, a predicted model, not a curated record
AUGAAUUAUAUACACCAUCCGUAUCCGUACGCUGGCCAUGUGCCAAUCGAUCAGCAGGUCGCUUUUGACCCGUCAAUGGCACACCCAGCCAUGAUGCACCCAAUGGACGGCUAUCUCUACGCGCACCCGCAAUUUGACAUGGUCGAUUUCUAUCACCAGCCGAUUAUGGAUUACGAGGAAUAUGCAGAGAAUCUCUCUCGUCCGAGACUCACCAAAGAGCAAGUGGAGACCUUGGAGGCCCAAUUCCAGGCGCACCCAAAGCCCAGCAGCAAUGUCAAGCGGCAAUUGGCCGCCCAAACCAACCUAAGUCUGCCUCGGGUUGCUAAUUGGUUCCAAAACCGGCGAGCAAAAGCAAAGCAGCAAAAAAGACAGGAGGAGUUUGAGAGGAUGCAGAAGGCCAAAGCGGAAGCCGAGGAGGCUGCACGGGGCAAGAAAGAGAAUUCGGACAAUUCAGAGUCGGGUCAGGACACCAAGAGUCCCAAAGACGAGGCCCAUAAAGAUACACCCAAAUCAUCGGGUGCAACCACCUCUAGUAGCCGCACCAAGACUGGUUCUUCACGAUCGAAGCAUCAGAAAACGAAGAGUGAAGCGGCCCGAGAGGCCACUUUUGCUUCUUUGCAGAGAGCCCUCAAUGCCGCCGUUGCAGCUCGCGACGGAUACGGACAGGAUGAUAAUGACGAUGGGCGGCCUCGUGCUACAAGUGCUGAAGGGUCGGCUUCGCCGACCACGGCAUUUGCAGGGAACAGCUUCCAGGACACCAAUCAUGGUGAUUGCCAGGAUGGCCUCAAUACUGCCAUUUCUGGAUGGGAAAAUAACAAAGAUUCGUCCCUGUCUUGGUCUUCGUCACAAGUUUCUCACGGAACUCUUGGGUAUAAUAGCUUGAGUGCGACACCAUUGAGUUCAUCGGCAGAGUCGUUAAGUAUCCCGAGCAUGGACAAUUCGCAACAUCAGGGUGCAUCCCAUGCCGAUAUUAUGCAGAACAUACAGUUUCACCCCUCAGAGGGCGAAGACUGGACGAGUCAGAUGCCAUCGAAAUCACGUUCAGGCUACCACUCCACCAGUGACACCGAAGCUCAUUACAACGAUGCUCACUACCACUUGCAACCAGAGCUAUCCCUGUCAGGACGAGAAUCUUCGGAUGAGCUCGCUGACACACUUGAAGGGGUCGGGAUCCAUGCAGCUGGAACUCAUGGCCUGGCGCAGCUUGCUGACCGAGCAGACCAAUCGUGGAAGGAACCUAGCAAAGAGCUUGACCUCGCCGCCAGGAGAAAGCGGCCGAGACCUGCUGCCAUUGGCACGUCGAGGUCCUCAUCGAUGCUGACCGGAUCGUCUUCCAUUUCACCAACGAUGAGGCUUCCAAGCUACAGCUCUGGCCAUGCUGUAAGACAGUCCAAAUCCGCCCAGUGCCUUAAUUCCAGGUAUGCAGGUGUGAGGAAGGCUUCCGCAGCUCAGCGUUCGCCCCUCAACCUCUCAACGUUUGCCGAAGCGGGUUCCUUGGGCUCUUCCAAGGCUGAAAUAUCUAUGCUGCAACCCGCUGUUACGACAGGAGCACUUGCACCGCCGACUCCUCUGACACCCGAGGAUUUCCAUCAUUUGCUCCCUACCACUCCCAGUGAUGGUGGAUAUUGUCUGUCUGCCCAACCAACCAGCCACUUGUUCCCUACCGCGCAGCCUGUGCAGACUAAUAUUGCAUCCCCUCCGGCGACACCGCUAGCGGUGGAUAUGAUCUCUUAUCCUUACCAGGGUGUUGCACCGCCGAUGUCUGCUCCCGCCCACUAUACAUCGUUUCCUGACUACGCUACUUGCGAUGGGGCUGCCUUGCCCGGCAGAGGCUGGACUGAUGUUACCUCGAUGCCGUCACCAGAGGCCUCAUUCCAGAGCCACUGUCCGAUUCCACAACAGGGAGACAUCACAUCCCUGUCGUAUGAGCGGUCUCUUGAACAGAAUACGCACUCUGUUGACAGUGUAUCUGGUUCUCCAACAUUGGUAUAUACCGCCAGCGAUACGGAUAUGCCAACGUUGACUGCGUCAUUGACAGGUGAAGCGAAGCCUACCGAAUUCUAUAUCCAUGAAUUCCCGGAGCAGCAAGAGGCUCAUCGUUUUGUCGCUCAACAACUUCCUCAGAAACCAAAGGCCUACACAUUUAAUAAUCAAACCCCUAAUGAUUUCUGA